Messenger RNA from Ceraceosorus guamensis, 1542 nucleotides. RefSeq lists its product as hypothetical. The transcript has 5 exons. The record is from RefSeq and is a predicted model, not a curated record. Bases 179 to 1447 code for a protein of 422 amino acids. Lineage: Eukaryota; Fungi; Basidiomycota; Exobasidiomycetes; Ceraceosorales; Ceraceosoraceae.
GAAUUCCUGAUUCACAUUCAUGACCCAGGCUGCGACAAGAAUCGUGGCCAUGCCUCCAUGGCGAGCCCGUGCAACGAGACGAGAAGCAGCAGCCAGACUCGUAUCUGCGAUCGAAAGACGUGCAUCCGGCAGAGGCUGAUGAGAGCAUUCGGACGUAUCGAAAGGUCAACUCGCGGACAUGGCAAAGCAGGAUGCGAGCCAUGACGAAGCUUCACAUCAAGCGAAUGCAGCGGAACCCGUGUUGUCAAGUCCUCCAAACGACUUGAUUGUACUGCAGCAAGGCUUCGCAAGACCCGUGACAAAUGCUGACGACGAGACCUUUCUGCUCUACUCUUUAUCCCAUCCUGAGGACGGACGAGCCGGGUUAGGCUUCGUCAAUGCUUCCUCCGACACCUUGCGAGUCACAGUGCCUUUGCGACGUGCGGACGGACACCCGGAGGUUGCCGUCGAGUGCAUCGACGAGGAGGUGCACAUGCACAUGAUGAGCGCUAAACACAAGUCUCGAAGCAGGAGUAAAGGAGAAGCAUCGAGCGCUCGGUCUCGGAAAGCACGCACAAGUAGCAAGGACCAGACGCCUUCCCUUGCAGAGGUGGACCAGGUAGUUGUGACCAUUCGCCAGAAUACCACCUCGCUGCGCUCCACUGUUGGCGAUACGGGAAGCGUUGUUUGGCGAUCGAGCCUUGCUCUUGCCGCUUUGAUGCUUCGACAGCUGUCCCCAAGCAGCGAAACAUCCGCAUCAGCACCACCGCUAUUACAACCUCAGUCUUUUCAGAUCGCAAGAAUUCUAGAGCUUGGAGCGGGCACCGGUGUGCUCCCCUUGCUUCUACUUGCGCAUCCGAAUAUUGCUGCGCCCAACGCCGGCACAACCUGGAUAGCGACGGAUCAAGCGGCUAUGAUGCCACUGCUGCGUCGAAAUCUCGAUGCGCAUCACCUCGCCCAAUCCAAAGAGCCAAAAGCGUCCACCAGCUUCAAUAAAUCUGCAGGCGUACGCCUCGGUAGUGCCGAGCUGGAUUGGCUGGAAGCGCAACAAGCUUGGGAGAGCGGAGUGGAGAGCAGAAGACAGAGGUUUCGAAGCGCCGUUCUGUCCGACUUUGUGGGGAGGAGCACUUGCCAUGUAGACAAGGAAGCGCAAGGUGUCGAAGACGAUGCGUGGCCGGAUCUCAUCCUGGCCUCGGACUGUAUAUACAAUCCAUCGCUGUUUGCGGCUCUUCUCGCAACGAUUGAUCUGUUCUGCGCGCCAAACCGCACGCUGGCCCUAAUCGUCUGCGAGCUUCGCUCAGCCGAGACUGUUCAGCUGUGGCUUUCCAAUUGGUUGGCGCGAGGCUCGUCCGGGGGGCGAGCGCCUAACACGAACGGCAAGUGGUGCAUCUGCAGCCUCGAGAAGGAGAUGCUUGGACACAUGCUGGGCAAAGGUAAUGCCGCGUGGGUCGCAUGGCGCACCAGGUAGCGACACCAGACAGCUUGGCGAAGUUCCCCCAAACGAUGGCUUGCACAGGAGACAUUUUACAGAGUGAAUUGCUUGCCAGACUCGCAUCCGUAGUG